This is a messenger RNA of Pleurotus ostreatus (oyster mushroom), 444 nucleotides long. RefSeq lists its product as uncharacterized. The transcript has 2 exons. The record is from RefSeq and is a predicted model, not a curated record. NCBI's taxonomy places the organism in Eukaryota, Fungi, Basidiomycota, Agaricomycetes, Agaricales, Pleurotaceae. The coding region runs from base 1 to 444 and encodes 147 amino acids.
AUGCGCGCCGCUCUCAUCCUCCUCGCCUUCGCCGCCGUGUUCGUCGUCGCCAGCCCCAGCGCGGACAAGAAGAAGUCCAAGAAAACUGGCAAGACUCCCGCUGCCGCUGCCGCUGCCGACGUGCCCGCUGCGGACCCGGCUCCUACUUACACUGAUGCUGAGGAUGAUGACGAUGGAGUCGGCGACCAAGCACGCAUGAGCAUCCCACCGCACGAAAGGCCGCCGAUCAACGUUCCGAACCCCGCGCAUGUUUGGCUCCUCCAAGCCCAAGCCCGGACGAAUGCCGCAGUCCUAGAGCACAGAAACGCGGAUGAGAAGACUCGGGGACUAAAAACUGGCGGCGGCGGCGGGACCCACCGCCUCAGCAACAUUGCCCUGUGGCAGAAGCAGAAGCAGAAGGGAAGCGACGAGAUAGUCAGGUCGCCGGGUCUAGGAGCGGCGUAG